CCUGAAUCCGUGGUCUGCAUCUGCCUUCCUCCUCCUUCACCGGCGUCAACCCCUCGAGCCGCCCAAAACCUGCCCCAGACGAGUCGCCAUUGAAGGUUCGAUUCCCCGCCCUAAAGACUCUGGCCACGGCAGGCAGACCAUCAUUCUUUAUCGCCUCGGACGGGCGUUGUCGCAGAGGGCAGGUCUAGCUGCUUUCAAACACGACCGCUUGCCUCGGGCGCAAACCUUUCCAGCGGCCAGGUUCCAUCACUCUGCAUUAAUCGUUCAAUCCAGAUACAUUCCUCGUGCUGAAAGACCAGUGAGCCUUGCUGGCAAGACCCUUCCAUAGCUGGGACCUGCACCACGAGCAGGUCAAGGACGCGACUUGGCCAUCUCACGACAACGUGUCGCGUCAAGUUGAACCUGUCCCUCCCAAACGACCACCGAGCGCGAGACACUUAAUCGAGUCAAGAUGUUUUUCCUCCACAACCUCACCCGACAUGUGACUCUUCACCCGUCCUACUUCGGCCGAAACAUGCACGAGCUGGUCACCACCAAGCUGCUGAAGGAUGUGGAGGGCACAUGCGCGGGCAACUACUUCAUUAUCACCAUUAUGGACACCUUUGAUAUCUCAGAGGGGCGCAUCCUGCCUGGGAGUGGGCUGGCAGAGUUUACGGUCGGCUACCGUGCUGUCGUGUGGGCUCCGUUCCGGGGCGAGACGGUUGAUGCUGUUGUGUUCUCCGUCAAUCCUCACGGCUUCUUCUGCCAGGCUGGCCCGCUACAGCUGUUUGUGUCGAACUUCUUGAUGCCCAAGACGUGCAAGUACGAUGCAAAUGCCACACCCCCACAGUUCACCGAUCACGAAGGCUUGACCAUCGAGAGCGGCUCCCACGUUCGUGUCAAGAUCGCCGGUAUCAGGAACGAGGUUGGCGAGAUCAGGGCCAUUGGCAGCAUCAACGAGGAUUACCUCGGACCUCUGCAAGACUAAGAAAGACACUGCGCAGACAGCGUCCCGAGAAGGUCCUGUGGGCGCGCGCCCCAGUCACAAUUUGGGCAGCAAGCUCGAGCCGAUGUGGGUGGCACUAGACACGGGCCAAGACCGCCCGCUGGUGAGCCAAAGUGACUGCGGUUGUUUAAAGCGCUAUUCGCUCGAGCGUGGUGCGCUUGAAAGUGAAUCAGACCCCCCAAGGACUUGUGUGCCUAUCGCUUAGGUAAUGCUCUUUGUGGAUGUUAUCCAAGGUUCCACUUCGGGGGCGGCGCGCCCGCAGUUGCAAAAAUUAUGGUCGCCCGCGGACUUGGGCGGUGAGGUUCCCAAAAGAUCGAAGUAAGGCUUUACAGGGCACAGCAAAAAUUGGCCAGGGCGAUUAGGGCACAGUCUCCCAACUGUUUGAAGCCGGCGUUGCAGUGGUCCCUCGUCUUAUAGAAUCAUGUUCGCUCGAUGAAUCCAGAAGAGAAGCCCUCUUUUGGGUAUCGAACUUGACAAGAGCAGUUCUGGCGAUCAGAGUGACAGCGCACUGGAUGCCUGGCCAAGAAGAUCUGGCCGCUAUCUGCCCCAAGCGAUAUAUAGCAUGACUUCUGGAAUUCGGAAAGGGCUGGACUUUAUGAUUAUGGACCAUUCCAAAUUUGCCCUUGCCACAUUCAAAAUGUCCCUGGACCGUGAUUUAUUUGCUGUGGCUCAAGUGAGGACAAGGACAACCGACUGGGAGUUCUCGCUCGCCGUGCAAACGCAGGCACUGCGAUGGUGCAGGCACCUUGGGCUGUCCUCUAAUGGCGAUCUCGAGUUGGUAUCGCAAAGAAGGUCCUGGCGUCCAGCCGUCGUCCCCUAGUGACCGGCCCGGUCCUUCUUUCCCCAGGACGUUCUGAUGGCGGUAGUCCCCCACAGUGCUUCGGUCCAAGUUGACCUAGGUAAACUGCAUGUUUCUCAAUUUUCAAACUUCGCUGAAUUGGAGAGCCCAUAGAGGCGCCCGGUCAUCAUUCGCUUAUCCCACUUAAGUCUUUCAUCACAACUGAUUAUCGUUUGUCCACUCGCUUCCCAUACAUUGACAGUCUUUGUGUGCGAUCAAUACCAUCGGAAGCCGGCGACUGGACUGGCCCUGCACACCCAUGCCUGGGGAGCCCUCGAGCCUCGCAAAACCCAUUCCUCCCAGAAGAACGGCCUGGGCUAACAACUGUCACGAUUUGUC
Diaporthe batatas is the source of this 2162-nucleotide messenger RNA. Its product is annotated as DNA-directed RNA polymerase II subunit RPB7. Bases 452 to 967 code for a protein of 171 amino acids. Gene Ontology annotation, biological process: DNA-templated transcription; positive regulation of nuclear-transcribed mRNA poly(A) tail shortening; positive regulation of translational initiation. The transcript has 4 exons. The record is from RefSeq and is a predicted model, not a curated record. Gene Ontology annotation, cellular component: RNA polymerase II, core complex; P-body. Lineage: Eukaryota; Fungi; Ascomycota; Sordariomycetes; Diaporthales; Diaporthaceae. Gene Ontology annotation, molecular function: single-stranded RNA binding; translation initiation factor binding; single-stranded DNA binding.